Messenger RNA from Coccidioides posadasii C735 delta SOWgp, 1941 nucleotides. RefSeq lists its product as uncharacterized. Lineage: Eukaryota; Fungi; Ascomycota; Eurotiomycetes; Onygenales; Onygenaceae. The record is from RefSeq and is a predicted model, not a curated record.
UCAUUAACACGCUACCAGCUGACGGCCUCAAAAUGAGGCUGAAGAAUAUUUUCAACCCCAAUUAUACGGAUCAGAACUGGCGAAAGCCUCUGGCACCGGCCUCGAAUCCACUAGCUUUAGAGGAGAUAUCACUUCAAAGUACACCAGGCGAACAUGCUCCCAAUCCGACCUCAAAGGGUUCCCAGCAUCAUGAAGAACCCGUUCUCAGGAAGCGCCACGCAGCUACGGCGAUGGAAUUGUUCUUCGACCUUUUUUUCGUAGCAAAUCUUGGAAGCUUCACGUCAACCCAUGAUAUUAACACGGUCCAAAAUUUAAAGUCAUAUAUCGGUUACAUAACCAUUCUAUGGUUCUACUGGUUCCAAACUGUGCUCUUCGAUCUCAGAUUUCACUCGGAUUCGAUCUUGUCGCGGAUAUUUACGGGCAUGCACCUAGGAGUCAUGACCGGUUUCGCAGUUCUCGCGCCUAAUUUCGAUACCACCGAUCCUCUUAACCACCCACGUCGCUUCCGCAAUAUGGGCCUUCUCCUCAUGGUAUCCCGUCUGGUCCUUGUACUCCAGUAUGCCAUCGUGGCUUGGUACAUUCGAGGCUAUAAGAAGACUCUUAGCGCAAAGAUUAUGACAACAGGAAUACUCUUUGCUUCGGCUAUGGUAUUUUUGGCUUUGGCUGUUACUACGCAGAUGCGACGUGGCAGAUACGCAUAUCUAGGAUGGUAUAUCGUACCAGCAAUAGAAGCAUUAGCCAUGGUUUCAAUAUCCAGUAUCUGGAAAGUGUUAAGUUUCAAAGGGACUCCGAUCGUUGAGCGAUUCGGAGGUAUGACUCUUAUUGUCCUAGGAGAAGGUACUGUUGGAAUGACUAAAGCGGUGACAAGUAUCGCUAAGGGGACGUCAUAUCCGACGGCGUCAUCCAUUAUAUUGAUCACUUGCUAUAUUAUCAUCCUCUACUUUAUGUACAUGAUCUAUUUCGACCAAACCGACGAAAAUCGUUUCGGAUAUAUUCGCCAACAGAUUUGGGCUAUUUUCCACUUCCCACUGCAUAUGUCCAUUCUCAUCACUUCUGAGGGUAGUCGUGCUUUCGUACUUUAUAGUGUUGCCAAGGGUAUCUACGAGACAGCGUUUAAACACUCCAAUGCCUCGAAGGUGUCUGAAACAACAUCUCAGGUAGUUGACACACUUAAACUCAUAGUUCACAACCUCAGAGCGCGGCUCAGAAAUACUCAAGACGUUCCCGACCUCAAUUACAUCUACAAUAAUAUCACGGCGAUUGAAAACCUUGAAGCAGAUUCUGAAAAGCUGGGAGAUCUUAUCGCAGAAUUUACUGGUCGGCUCUUCAUCUGGAUCAUGCGCUCCUUUGGUAUUGACGCGACUCCCCAGAAAUCUACCAGCCAAAAAGACAGUGAGCAAUUGGCCAAAUUGACCGAUAAGCUCUUUCUGGUGUUCCGGUUCUUUUUCAUCGCUGCAGGACUUGUUCUCAUCUUUAUGGCUGUGCUUCACUGGUUUUCCAAGUCCCAUAAGAGCAGAGGCGAGGUUUUGUCAAUCAUAACCACCACCACCAUUGGCAUUGGUUUGUCCUUGACCUCUAUAAUGGCUCUAUAUGAUGAGCAAGACGGAGAAAGUGCCUUUUACUAUUAUCUCAACAGCGGAUGGAUUGUCCCAACUGUUACUCUUGCCUAUGCCCUUGUGGUUGCAAUCGACAACAGCAUUAUAGUGAUUUCUCACAAACGAAGAAUCAGAUAUGUCGCUCAGGCGUAUCGACAGGUCCCUUGACAAACAUGUACUUCACAUUUUCUUCUGCAACUACUUGCUUCUGAUUUAUUUAUGGCAUUAUCGGCCAUCAACUGUUAAUUAAUUUCAGCAUUUAGGCUACCGGAAAUAGAAAGAUGAAAUUGAAUUUCAUGAGGGCCAUGGAGGUUACACCUUGUCCUAUAUUUCUAACACAGCAAUC